Messenger RNA from Lotus japonicus, 2652 nucleotides. RefSeq lists its product as uncharacterized. NCBI's taxonomy places the organism in Eukaryota, Viridiplantae, Streptophyta, Magnoliopsida, Fabales, Fabaceae. The record is from RefSeq and is a predicted model, not a curated record. Gene Ontology annotation, cellular component: SAGA complex. The transcript has a single exon. Bases 859 to 2121 code for a protein of 420 amino acids. Gene Ontology annotation, molecular function: transcription coactivator activity. Gene Ontology annotation, biological process: regulation of transcription by RNA polymerase II.
GAAAAAGAAAAUAAUUUCGAGAGAAAGAAAAAAGAAAAGAAAAGAAAAACAAAAAACAGAGAGAGAGAAAGAGAAGAAAGCUUGAAGCUUGAAACCCAGUGAGUGAGGUUCGAGAUUUGUAUGCAAAAUUCCUCAACUUUGCAAACCUCAUAGUUCAAUCAAUGUGCAACUCCUUCGUUUUCCCCCUUCAAAGUCACUACCUUUAGUAUUCAAUCUUCUUCAUUGUGCUUCCUUCCAUUCCAAUUUCAAUUUUCCCCUGUUACUCUGUUUUCCCCAAACUCACUGAUCUCGCACCCUUCUACUUCAAAUUUCGCAAUUUGAACUCCGCAGCAUUGGAAUUUGGUCAAAAUGAGGGUUCAAUUUGGUGCAGCGAUGUGAUGUUUCGUCACAGCCAUGGUGUUUCCGACCCGGGUUUGGUGAUUCAAACUUAGGGUUUUUGAUUUGGGAUUCAAUUCAACGAAGUCGGUUUGAUUUGAGGGGUUUCGCGCUUGGAGUUUUUGCGGUUUGAUCUCUAGGGUUUUGGCUACCGGAAGAUGAGAUUUGGGUUUGCAUUGUGCGGUCAAUUGGUUGCUGAAUUCGGGUUUGUUUGGGUGUAGAGGUAACAAACAGUGUUCUGGUUCAGAAUUGCAUGUUUCUUCUCUCUGGGGUUGCUGUUAUUAGUGUAAUUCAUGCAUCUGGUUGGUCUGAUAUGCAGUACUACUUGUAGCUAGUUGAUUUGUGAUUAGCUGUUAUGGGGGAGGGGAAGUUUAGAGUUCUUUGGAAGCGGAAAUAACUGCGAUUUUGGCUCGAAUUGGGGUUACGGGUGGGUGGGUCGUUUUUCUGAUUCGUUGGGCGUUGUAUGAAUCUGUUUGGUCAGAAAUGCAACCCCAGCAGAGCUCAAGAAUUGAUUUGGGUGAAUUAAAGGCACACAUUGUAAAGAAGCUUGGAGUGGAUAAGUCAAAGCGGUACUUUUAUUACUUGAACAGGUUUCUGAGUCAGAAGCUGGCCAAGAAUGAGUUUGAUAAGUUGUGUUUUCGAGUACUUGGGAGGGAGAAUCUUCCGUUGCACAACCAUUUUAUAAAGUCAAUUUUGAAGAAUGCCUCCCAAGCAAAGACCCCGCCACCAAUCCAACCAUCCGGUCCCCUGAAGUCUGUUGAUCGUGCUACAGACAUAUCUCCUGGUAGAGAAGAUGGGCAUGAACAGAGUGUUGCCAGCUUCCAGAAUCAAAAUCAAAAUGCGACCAUAUGGUCGAAUGGGGUUUUGCCUGUAUCCCCACGAAAGGUUAGGUCUGGAAUACGUGAUCGGAAGUUGAGGGAUAGACCAAGCCCUCUUGGACCAAAUGGGAAGGUUGAUUCUGUUUCUCACCAGUCCAUGGGCACAGAAGACAGUGGUAGUAAAGUUGAUAUGGAGAAUGGAAUUCUUACUCCAUGUGAUUAUCUGAGACCGACACAGCAUCUUCUAGCUGUUGCUGAGCUACCUGAGGAUGAAAGGGCGGAUGCAGUUCAGCGACCUGCAGAAAAACCAAGAAUACACGGCAAAGGGCCAGCAGAAAUGUCAAUUGUUGAAGAUGGGGAAGAAGUGGAUCAGUUUAACCGCCUGAAUUUCUCUAGAAGUCCCUUGAUAGCACCACUUGGGAUUCCUUAUUGUUCAGCAAGUGUAGGUGGGGCUCGCAAAGCAUUGCCAGUGUCUAGCAUUGGUGAUUUUGAUAGUUGCUGUGACAGUGGUUGGUUGUCUGAUACAGAUACGCUGCGAAGGCGAAUGGAGCAGAUUACUGCAGUACAGGGUCUUGGAGGUGUUUCCAUGGAAUGUGCCAAUGUGUUGAAUAACAUGUUGGAUGUAUACUUGAAACGGUUGAUCAGGUCUUGUGUUGAAUUAGUGGGAGCUAGGUCCACGAAUGAUCUGAGGAAGCCCCCUGCCCCCAAACAGCAGAUUCAUGGUAAGGUCAUAAAUGGUGUGAGGCCAAGUAAUCAUCUACACAUGCAGAAUACUGGUGGGCUGGCAGAGCCUGUGCCUGAACAUAGACCACCAUGCUCAAUUUCUUUGCAUGAUUUUAAAGUUGCCAUGGAGCUAAAUCCACAGCAACUUGGAGAAGAUUGGCCACUGAUGUUGGAGAAAAUAUCCAUGCAAUCGUUUGAGAAAUAACACAUUUAUGAGGAUUUGUCUUAUGCAAAGCCAGAAGGUCUUCUGUUCUUUCUGCGAGUAUGAACCAGAUGGCCCCAAUGCUUCUAGACCUUUCAGGAUGAAAUACUGGUUUUGACCUUCAAAUUGUCUUAUCUCUGGAUUCUCUGCUAUUUAUAGGGCAUGGUUGGGUCAACAAUUUAUUUAACUGCAACCAAGGGUACUAUCAAAUCAAACCCAGGAUUGGUUGCAUUGUUGUAUGUUGUUAGCAUUGAUGUUGGCUGUAGCUAGAGAUCUCAAAGCUUUUCUUUGCUUUACAGCCAACGAAAAAGAAAAUUAAGAAAGUUUUGCAGGGGUGCUGUUUGUAGCUGGGGGAAGGAACUAUAACAUGUAUAAGAGCUGCAGGGUUGCUCUGUAUGUAUUUUUAGAUUGAUUGGAAUUCAAUAUCAAUAACACAUUAACAUCUAUUGAAGUUUCCCUGAUGAUUUUAGUUCUAUGGUUGAAUCCCCUGAUGUCAAAAUUCACCAAUAGUUGAAGUAAUGUUUUUGUUUUCUA